AGUUCAUUGAAGUCUUUGACGGCUUUUAAAUCGCUGAAUUUGAGAAGACGCAACAGAGUCGAGCAUAUAUAUGUCUAAACUCGGAACGGGAGUAAGAACACGAAGCUGUCAGCGCCCGUUUUUUGCUGUAAAUGCGGUUUCGCAGCUCGCUCCCGUAAAGCUUUCAUUGUUGACGUUGUUUUGUUGUACUGCGCUUUACGCAAUAGGACGUCUUAGCCAUUUCACUCGGCCUAGUCUUUUUUUUUUUUCACCUUCCGAAAAUCACUGUCGACCUGAGUUAGUCUGUCUGCCUCGGUUCCGAAUGUAACGCCUUUGUUCUUGUUCUUUUAUCGACGUUUCACUGUACUUUCCUUUGAAGUUGUACGAAACGUAAAGACGUCGACAUAUGUGGCGUUUUUUUGUUUGUUUUUUUUGACAACGGGCAGAAUUCCGCCAUUCUGCUCGUCUAAAUGCCUUUAUCCGAGUUUAUUACAUUGGUUUCCACUUGUUAUUUAAAGUGUAUGUUCUCCGUCCUUCUCUGUACUGAAUGAAUGGACUUUAAAUGCGCACGCGCGCUGGACCUGAACGUUUAUAAACAAGGCAUCGUCACAGGACAAUAGUGAUAUAAUAGUUACAUCAUGGUUUGGGAGGUGAAAAAUCCACCUCUUCCAUCAAGCGACUCCCAUGAUUGCAACAUGCAACAGGCUGACCAUCAGACUCAAUACACAGGAAGAAUGAGCGCUGACGGGGACCAGGCUCAUGAUCCGCUACGCUGUGACGAACACUUCCUCUCCUCCCCCGGAAUCCCCACCAGCGACAGCUUCAUGGAAUAUGACGACCUGCCAGACCUCCAGGAGGUUCGGGAGGAACUAACGGCGGCGCCCGUUUACCAGGUGGAGCUUGGUGUGUCGCACCAGGAGCGGCCUCAGCCUCCAGAGACGCUCUGGCUCACACAGCUGGCUCACAUCGCCACGGGGCCCCAGAGCCCACUUCUACAGGACCUGCCUCACAGCAGCUCCUCUGCGGUCUGCAUCCCCAGCACCAGCAGUGAUCUACACACCUACGCCCGUCCUCCACCUACUCUCCCGAUCAGCUCGUCGCCCUCUAGAGUUCACAGCAGGGAGCGACAUCGCAGCAGGACGAGCAGCGAGUGUGGCUCUGCCGUGUCAACCAGGUCCUCCCUGUCUGAUGAUGAGGACAUGGGCUGGAGUUUCUCCUGUCCACCCACAGUCUGGCACUGCUUUCUAAAAGGAACUCGCCUGCGUUUUCACAGAGGCUCAUGUAUGGACUGGCAGGACGUUGAGGACAUGGGGUCUGGUGACGAACACCGUGCCGAUGAGGAGCGCUCAAGAUUCCUGAAGAGUUAUGGCUCUGAGGGCCUGCAGCUGGUUGAGCACGAAGAAACUGUGUCCUGUGGUCAGGCCGUCUUGCAGCUAACCUUUGACCCCGGCGUAUUCGGACAUACGCCAAUCACGGCCCGGUGCCAACUGGAUCACCCUUUCUACGUCAAAAACAAAGGAUGGUCCUCGUUUUACCCAAGCUUGACUGUGGUGCAUUAUGGGAUACCCUGCUAUGAAAUGGAAGUGGGCGACAUGUGCCUGCCUCCUGGACACCGGGAUGCUAAGCAUACGGAUGAUUCGCUAGUGUUUGACACAUUUAGAAGUUAUGACUUCACUCCUCUGGACUCCUCCGCUGUUUACCUGCUGAGCAGCAUGGCCAGACGCCGACAUGCCUCACAGUCCAGCGGGGGCGCCGUUUCUCCCGACAGAGACACAAUGCGAGAUAGCCACAGUCCCAGCCAUUCCCUCUCCAAACAUCCAAAGCCAGCUAAAGCUAAAGCGCAAGCUAGCAGCAGUGCCUCGCCCAGUAAGUGCAAGCGGCCAAUGAAUGCCUUCAUGCUGUUCGCCAAGAAGUUCAGAGUGGAGUACACGCAGAUGUAUCCCGGCAAGGAUAACAGAGCGAUCAGCGUCCUCCUGGGCGAGCAGUGGAAGAAAAUGCGAAGCGAGGAACGCCGCAUGUUCACCCAGCAGGCCAAGGCGCUCGCCGACGAGCAGAAGAGGCUCAACCCCGAUUGCUGGAAGCGCAAAAGAACUAACUCUGGCUGUCAAGGAAAUCAAAGCUGAACUGACGAAGCAUGUGGGAGUACACACGCAGUCGGAGAAAAAAAAAGGAUUCAGUACCACGUCCUGCGUUGAGCUUACGUGUUUAUGAGAUUUCCACCGAUCUCAGAACAAAGUAAACACUCACAGCUGCUCUUGCCUCAAAGCAUGUUUUUAAAAAAAAGAAGUUAUUGUUCCUACCGAUGGGUGUGGUGUCUCCCCGAGCCGCAGGUUCGAACUCUGAGUGGCGUUCGUCAAUUCACAAAAUGUGAUCUUAUGAAAACAGAGAGACUGUGGGUAUUCUCAGCGUCUCUCUUUAUGCUUGAACCAGGUGGAGGUUGUGGUGCUGUAGCAUUUUAGCCAAAGCAGUGUAGCCAAUUUCUCUCAAAUCUACGCCAUAAAAUAGGAUAUAUGCAAUUUAUUUUCUUGCCUGUACUAUUUGUAUUUAAACUAUGUUUCAUUGCACACAAUUAUAUGAUAUGUAUUUAGUGUUAGCUUAUUUUAGCCUUGGUUUAAUGCAACUUUAGUGCAUAAUGUUCAUCUACUAAACAAAUUUACACCAAAUGUAGCGUCAAUUCAUUAAUUGACAGCUCGAGACUUUUAGUCCAAGGUUCUGCUGGAGAGUUGGAAGCAGUUAAUAUCUUACCCACAACAGAUAACAAACUCCAUUUAGUGUGAGACAACAUUAGCUGAUCUCAGAGGCUAAUGCUAAUGUCUAGUCUAAGAGGGGCCAAAACGAAGGCCUUAGAAGAACUCCAAUCUCAAAAAGGCCUUGAACAUGUAAUCUGUCUUUCCACUGAUUGGCUGUUUAAAGAACCCGGUUAUUAUUAUUUACACUGAUUCUUGGUCUUGGAUGCGGUGCGCCACUUAUUAUCGUCCUACACGAAACACAGCAAUUUGGCUGACAGUGAACAUGUGAUAUAAAACGGAAGAAACAGUAAAAAUAUUACAGUUUUUUUUUUUUAAUGGAAAGUUAUUGUAUUGUAGUGUUCAUUUUUGAAAGUCCAUUUUAAAUGAGCUUUAGACAUAGCAUUUUGACUAAAAAGUGGUGAAUUUUAGUCAUAUUCAGGCCAUUUUAGUUUGACUGUAGCAUUAGUCAACUAAAUCUUACCAUAAAUGUCAUGAGUGAAGUCAUAGAGGAAUGCGUUAUUAAGGACCUCUGACGUAUUUGGGAGCAUCAAUUCUUUACCCCGAGGCGAAAUAUUUAAUCUGGAUUGAAUUCACUUGGUGAACUUUGCCAUACACAGACAGCCCUCCUCUCCUCCAGCUGUUAGCUUUAGCCUCCAGUACCAAGAAAUUCAACUUUCAACUAAAGAAGGACACCAAGAGGUAAGACAGUAACUGCUCAUAACGCUUCAACAGAACCUCACAUCAACAACCCUGAGCUGUCUCCUUUAGGUUCUCAUAUAAAAGGCAACGUGUGUAGUUUUUUUUGUUUUUUUUUUAUGUAAAUGAGCAACAGUUCUGUUUGAACUCGACAAACAUUACGAAGCACAUCUUUGAGAACACAUAGAGUUCAUUUCUCUUUUCACCAAACAUCUGCACAGCCAGACUAUAAAGCCACACCUCAAACACAAAAGUGCAGAAAAUGGCACCAAAUCCUACAGGGGACCUUCAAAAGAAACGCUUUACUUGUCUCUGGCUUUUAUUUUGAUAGAGGGAACAGAAGGUUGAAUUUCCUAAAGGAAGUGAAACCAAAAAUUCAUUUGACUUGAUCGCCUCAGUGGUUAACUGAAUAUGGUCGCAAAAUGUGCCUUUGGUUUUAAUCCACAGGGCCAGAUUUGUGUUUAAAGGUCAUUUGUGUAAAAUAGAAGCCAGAUCAACUUAAGCAGUUCUUCAUUAGGAUUUGUUGAUCAUGUAGGAUCUGUUUGGGGUAUUUUGCCCCUCCACAGAUAGUGUUUAAUCUUUUAUUUUGAAAUGUUCCAACCAAAAUCGCAGUGACGCCUCCCAUUUACAUCAAGUCCAUCUUCAACCUUUUAGCUCUAUUCUGUUUGAAUUCCUGUGAGUGAUUUUUGUAGUUUGUAUAUUUCUAGUCACCGUCAGGAAAUUACAGUGAACUCUUUGCAUAAGGCAUAAAAAGCAACAACUGGAUUUACAUGCCCUCUUUAAAGAAUCUCUUUUACAGAAAUUGGUUGCUCCAGUGAAACCAGAGGCCGGUUCCUAUUUACAUUAGCUUUGCCUGAAUUUGCAAUUUAAAGAAAAUGAAUCUAAAUAAAGGAACAAACAUAAAAUAACAUAUUCACCCGUUAGCCCAGCUGGGCUUAACUCAUGAUAGAAUUAAAUAUAUUUUUUAAAUCUUAAGAAAUUUGAUCUAAUUUGGAAAAAAUAAAUAAAAAUCUUUAGAGUGUACCUUUUUUAUACUUUGAAAACCUAGUUAUGCAAUGGUAGGGAAGUGAAAAGCUAGCGUUAGCAUGCUUUCUACUUUAUUCACAGUACAAACCCAGGUGUAUAUUUUAAUCGAAACAGACUUAUUGUUUAAAACUAAGAGUAUAUAUAUAUUUUUUUACUUUACCUCUUACCUUUUAGAAGGCAUUUUAAAGUUGGGUUAACUUCAGCAACAUUUGUCAUUUCAAAUAAGCGUAGUUUUUCUUGGCAGCUAAAGCUAACAGCUAAUCAGAUUGGGCCAAGACGGAAGCAGAUUUUCACUCUUCAGUCAAACAGCGCUUCCUCCACAGAAUCUUAUAAAUCUUUUAAGAUGACAUUUUUUAUAUAAGCAUGAUAAGCGAAUGCCGUUUUACUUUUUUAUGUAAUUUGAGUGCUAUGUGAAAGUCUGGCGCACCUAUUUAUUGUAGCCGAGACAAAACUCAUUUUAAUUGGCUGGUUUUAUCGUCACUGUCUCUUGCUUUCGGCUGUAAGCUGGUUGAGCUGCGUUUGUGUUCCGUAGAAUAGGCGGCCUGUCAGUCGAUGCCUCCACCUGCGCUUCAUCUUUCAUCUUCUCCAUUUCUCCGUCACUCAGUGGCUUUUUUCUCUUAAUUUUCCGCUUUAAUCACUUUCACUUUCUCAAUAGCUGUCUCUGUCCAGGAUGCCAUUCUGUUUAUAUUUG
This is a messenger RNA of Xiphophorus hellerii (green swordtail), 5121 nucleotides long. RefSeq names its product HMG box-containing protein 1-like. The coding region runs from base 618 to 2102 and encodes 494 amino acids. Gene Ontology annotation, cellular component: nucleus. NCBI's taxonomy places the organism in Eukaryota, Metazoa, Chordata, Actinopteri, Cyprinodontiformes, Poeciliidae. The transcript has 13 exons. Gene Ontology annotation, biological process: regulation of transcription by RNA polymerase II. Gene Ontology annotation, molecular function: RNA polymerase II cis-regulatory region sequence-specific DNA binding; DNA-binding transcription factor activity, RNA polymerase II-specific; RNA binding. The record is from RefSeq and is a predicted model, not a curated record.